Ilex paraguariensis (yerba mate) is the source of this 630-nucleotide messenger RNA. The record is from the annotation of a GenBank genome assembly. NCBI's taxonomy places the organism in Eukaryota, Viridiplantae, Streptophyta, Magnoliopsida, Aquifoliales, Aquifoliaceae.
AUGGGCAACUUGUUAGAGAGAAAAGUCUGCUCUAGUAAAUUUUGUGCUUGUAAAUCUCUGAUCAUUCUAAUCAAAUCUGCUCAAGUGCGCUCGAGUUCUGAAUUUCUGGCUUUUCUGCAGGAAAAUAAUAUAGGAAGCAGGAAAUGGCGGGGAUCAGUCGGAGGCAUUGUUGAUGCACCCAUAGACGAAGUGUGGACUAUGGUGUCUCAGACUAGUAGAUUAUCUGAAUGGAUGCCAAUGGUCGAAAGAUGCACUGAUUUGGCCGGAGAAGAAGGUUUGCCUGGCUAUGUUCGACUAGUUUCUGGCUUCAUGUUCCCACAACCAGAUGGAGAUAGGUCAUGGAUCAAGGAAAGGCUAGUUUCAAUGGAACCAUCAUCACAUAGUUACGUUUACAGAAUGGAGGCAAGCAAUAUAGGUUUAGAUGGCUCUGUAAAUUCACUGAAGCUUAUAGAUUAUGAGGAUGAUUCGACGCUAGUUGAUUGGUCAUUUGAGAUAAAUCCUCUAGAAGGCGUGUAUGAGGACAACAUAAUAGAUUAUCUAGGAUUUCUAUAUAAAUCUUGUAUCAAUAGGAUCGAGGGUGCCAUAAAAGCUGCAGCUAAAAAGUGUGUGCAGGAAAGCACACAAACAUAA